AUGUCACCAAAUAUAGUCGGGUCAAAACGACAUGAAGCACGGACAGUCGCUUUAGCGGCUGCGCUCGAAACGGUGUUCAUUGCCAGGAGAGUGAUCGAAAUCUGGCAGCGGUAUUCGAAGCCAAUGCAACUAGCGUUUUUGGACUUUGAAGCCGCGUUCGACCCUCCUCAUCGAGGCCGUCUUCUCAACGCGCUCCGCGCCGGCGGAGUAGCAGGAAAGUUCGUUCGCUUGCUUGAAGACAUGAAUCAACGAACAACUGCUGCAAUUCGAACACCAGUCGGGUAUAAAAGUGGUCAUUGA
This is a messenger RNA of Necator americanus (New World hookworm), 300 nucleotides long. RefSeq lists its product as uncharacterized. The record is from RefSeq and is a predicted model, not a curated record. NCBI's taxonomy places the organism in Eukaryota, Metazoa, Nematoda, Chromadorea, Rhabditida, Ancylostomatidae. The transcript is spliced from 2 exons. Bases 1 to 300 code for a protein of 99 amino acids.